AUGGAAUUGACAACAGCGCCAACAACCGGUCCUAUCUACACCUAUGUGCACGCGGUCAACCAAAUUUUGAGACUUCUACCUGUUAGUAAUGAGGAGCCUUUCCAUGGUCUGUUUGGCCGAUUCCUAUUCAUGGGAUACGUUGGGCAUGCGCAUCAACUCUCGCCUAUAUAUUGGCCUGAAGAAUAUCUCGCUCUUACGCAUCCACCCCAUGACAUCCUGCGACAUGUUGGAUUUUUACUUAUUGUAAACGACGCUACACGAUUUUCUAUCUACGAGAUAGAGAAUGGCGGUUCUGCUUUUCUCAAUAAUUGCAGGACCGACUUUUGCGCGCCCAACUCACAUGGGGGCAUCUCUCCCAUCUGGUUGCUUGAUCAGCUGCUCGGUGUUCAGUUUACCCCAGCAACACACCCACACGGAUUCCCUCCUCCUGCUGCGUUCUCCGAAACGAUGUUCCUAGAUUUCGAAUAUGAGCCUACGAUCUUAGAACCUACCGUAUUCGAUAUCUUACCCACACCUACUUUGCCGGACGACGACAGCUCUAUCUUCGAUAUCAUGGCCCUGGCUAGCCCUGAGUCCCUCAGUGAGGCGCAGCCUCAUCACCCAGACCUCCCUUGGAUACGCACUACCCGAGGCGAUCCCCUCAACAAAGAUCAAAAACUAUCGCUCAAACCCUUAUUGGCUGCGUCAUCAUGGGGUCGCUCGAUUAAAUUGGCAAGAUACCUUUUCAUCGGAUGUUUCCUUGUCGGAACGCCCGUCAACCCAUUUUCUAUUCCCGAGGCAGUUUGCAGGCAGUUGAUUACAACGAGCUUCUUGAGAGCUCUCCGCUUUAACCAAAAAACUUAUGAUGAGCUAAGUAAAGAGCCACUGAUCAUCGUGAACGACGAUGGGAGCCAGACCAUUGUGAGAUGGUCGUACUUGCGCAACCGGUUUCAGGACUUCCAGAUUGACGUAACUUCAGAACUUAGAAAAAUCACACGAGGCAGCACAUCCGUAUUGGCUGGGUUUGCGCCCGAUGAGGAUAGUAAGAUGCAGAAGAUUCUUGAGUUGAUUGUCUCGCUCAAUUCAGACGACCAAAAUCUGGUACAAGAAGCUAUCUGCAUCCUUAUUAGAACACAAGCCUUCAGGGAGGUCCUCUGGGCUGCAUUACUACGACCCAUUGCCGAGUUAGCUGAAGGCAAUGCGAGACUAGCAGAUCUAUACCCCGACGCCAUUCAAACUUGGACGGGUUAUCUACGAAAGGGAAUCGUUGGCGUACUGAUUACCCUCAUGUAUCAGGCAUUUACUCUGCAGAUGCCGUCUGACUCGACGAAUUUGAAAGCGCCUGAGAUACAUCCCAGAAUUAUAGCUGCCCUGGACGAGAUGUAUAUGCAUCCAGACCGCUUCGCCCCCUUCUUCCAGGUGGCGCGUGAGCUGCCCUCACUACAGGAGUCAAACGUCUUGGUUAUGGAUCCCAAGAACAAAGUCCCGAAACUCAUUACGGACGCGAUGGGAACGAAGCGGAUGAAGACCUUGCAGGAUCUCGAGCCCAUAGUGGUCUCGUCAACUUCCGAUUUCGAAGUCCCUACAAUAGCUUCGAAUUUUAUUGCUCAUUGGAUCGACGUAGUCGUGAAAAUGUGCGGAUACAGCAUGAAAGUAGAAGGAAUAUUCACGACAUGUCUCGCGUCAUAUACGGGCCUCAAAUCGGCAGUGGUCGUCCCCAAAACUCACAUCUCGCAGACCCAGCUGGAGGUGUUAGCGGCAAACAUGGCGGCCACCGCUCCGCGAGCGCCAGGUCCAAUCAGGAAAUUCGCGCGCUUCUGUGCCGACGGUUUCGGUCGCAUCAUGCAACGAUUGAGAUCGGUGUUACGGAGGGCUGUAGUAAUGACCAAACACCACACAUACCAUCACACACCAGUCCUAGUACUACUACUACCCACUAGAUUCUAG
Messenger RNA from Suillus fuscotomentosus, 1926 nucleotides. RefSeq lists its product as uncharacterized. The record is from RefSeq and is a predicted model, not a curated record. The coding region runs from base 1 to 1926 and encodes 641 amino acids. The transcript is spliced from 17 exons. NCBI's taxonomy places the organism in Eukaryota, Fungi, Basidiomycota, Agaricomycetes, Boletales, Suillaceae.